AAACAGUGUGUUGAAGCAAAGAGAAAACAACAGGUUGAACGGUCAUCCGAUCAGGACCAAUGGACACACUGUUGCGGUCACCUAAUACAAAUAAAAUGGCUUGAUAACACUUGUUUCAUUCAACUUCUCUUGCCCAGAGUCAAAAGAUGCAUACAAAAGUGUUUGUUUUUGGUCUCAUCUUACUAAUACAAGCAUGUGGGCCACUUUUGGCUGAGACACCAACCCUGGGACAAACUGACUCUCCAGGCAUGAUGCAGAGGCUGCUGGACAGGGCCAGGAACGUAAAAGCAAAAGCCCAAGAUAUUGGGGGAAUAGCACUGGGCUUUGUUGGUGCUUACUACGAAGACCACAUCCAACCAGUGACUGACAGCUAUGCUGAAUGGGCCUCUAAUGUCAAAAGUUCCAUGUGGAAUAAGAUCCAGACGACCAUUGAUAACUACAUGCCUUUUAACUGAUCAACCCCUGUCAAAACCAAACAAAAGCUGACAAUAAAUGAAUAUUCU
Messenger RNA from Toxotes jaculatrix (banded archerfish), 503 nucleotides. It is a transcript of the gene apoc4, whose product is annotated as apolipoprotein C-IV. The transcript has 4 exons. Lineage: Eukaryota; Metazoa; Chordata; Actinopteri; Toxotidae. The record is from RefSeq and is a predicted model, not a curated record. The coding region runs from base 147 to 455 and encodes 102 amino acids.